UUUAUUUAAAUGUUUUUUGUUUAGAAAACGCAAGUGCAUGAUUUUUCGUGGGCUUGAAAUUUGGUUUUAAGAAUGCUAAAAUGUUUUCAGUUGUUGCGUGUGUAUACCGAUUCACGCGAAUACCUUCUAGACAGUCGUUGCGCUGUUCUGGAGACAGAUUUUUUACAAGAAUUUCAAGUGCGGAAAGUCAGUCAUCGGAAGCAGAAAAAUCGAAGUUUGGCGAUGGAGAUGAUAAUGCGACCAAUUUGAAUGGUACAUUGGAAAGGGAUUCUCAAGUUUCUGAAGUAGAAUCCUGUGUAAUAAGCGAUGAAAGCUGUCGCUCUGUAUUGCAACCACCCAGUGAUGAGACAGACUUGACUCAUUUUGCACCUUUUUUUAAGCCUACAUUCAACUUUGCUGCCUAUAUAAAUAAGUCGCCUAGUCUUCAGCAGCUUGUAAAAUUGGGUGUUGAUUUACAUAAACUUGAGAAAAGGAAGGGGAUUGCAGAGUUUAUUUUAACAUUAGAUUUUGAAAGAGACAUGAAAGAACACAUUAGGUUCCUGGUUGACAAAGGCAUUCUCCCUGAUGCAUUGGGAUGGUUUUUGACAAAAAAUCCAGAAAUUUUCAAGGAAGAUUUGGAUGAUCUUCAAGUACGAAUUAACUAUUUGGAAUCAAAGAGGUUCUCGGGAGACAUGGUGUUGAAAGUGAUUUCAAAGAACCCCUACUGGCUGUCGUUCAGUACAGACACCAUAGACAGCCGGCUGGGCCACUUCCAGAAGAACUUCUCCCUGACCGGCAAUGAAGUGAGAUUCCUUGCGACUAAGCAACCACGUCUCAUCACCUACAGCAUGAAUCACAUAAAGGUUAAUACUUUUGUCAUCAAGGAAGAACUGGGUUUUGAAGCAAAAGAAAUGAAGAACAUAUUGUUGAAACAGCCAAAAUUGUGGAUGAUAAGUCAGCAUGGGUUGUUGGAGAGGUUUGAGUUUGUCCACAAUGAGAUGAAGAUCCCUCACGAACACAUUGCACAAUGUCCAAGGGUUUUGAGUAGCCGAGCCUUCCGCAUCAAACAGCGCCACCUCUUUCUACAUUCUUUGGGACGAGCGCAGUAUAACCCAGCAUUAGAAUGCUAUGUUUCUCUGGGAAGUUUGGUUGAUGGGACAGACGCUCAGUUCUGUGAGAAUGUUGCAAAGACUUCCGUAGAUACUUUCAACAUUUUCCUCAAGACAUUAUAACAAGAUAAAUAAAAGUUAUUUUAUUAUAAUGCUGUGUUUUUGUGUUAUGCUGUGAUAUAGAAAGAUAUGUUGUGUCCAAUUAUUUGUUUAAAACUACAAGAAUUACCUAAGAGGAGCAGAAUAAUCAUACAACCAUCAUAGUUAACAGGGCCAUCAAAAGAAACCAAGGGUCGGAGGGCAAAUAAUUUUGUACAAUAUUUUCAAAACCCACAAUACAAAAACAAAUUCUAGUCUGUAAGUGUUACUGUGUCUAUAACUCUAAACUUGAUCUGUAUGUAUAGCAUAACUGGUAGGCCUCUUACAUUCUGGUUUUCAUCCAUCCAAUACCUGACACAAUCAAGGUUUGUCUGGGUGCUACAUGGAGCCGGUCUGGUUAUUUCGUGGCCGGACAGUUUGAAAAAUUGCAUACAAUGCAAUAUGUUACUGUAUGUCCAAUUUCGCCCAUCCUGUAUCGUACGGACAAAAACCAGAACGUAAGAGGGCCGUAAGGUUUCCAAUGAAUUCUGUUAAAUGUAGAUGUGCAAUUUUGUGCUUUUAGGGUAAAACCACUGUAAACAUCAGAGUUGCAAUUCUAAGGACCUGUGUUUUUAUCUUUUUCCAACCAUUAUGAUUUAGGUUAAACAAGAUUUGACAAUCUUAGUAACAUCCUACCCUAUGAGUGCUGUGGAUCUACUUCAGGAAACUAACUCAAAUAGGUGGCCAAAUCUGAGAUGAAUAAGAAGGGAAACUGUUAUGUGGUUAUAGUUUAAGGAAGGAGUUGUAAUUUCACGACAGCGCUCUUUAUUCAUAAAGCUGCGUGUUAUAGCAAAUCCUUGGCCAAAUUUUUCAUCACAGGCCAUGGGUCGUUCCCAGAUUCCUUGAAUUGCAAUUCAAAUCCUGCCAUCUCUUGAUAACCUUAUUGUCUACAAAAAUUAAAUCUUUGUUGUUUGAAUAAUAUAGAACGAGAGUUGACAGUGGCAGUAAAUAUUCUCUUAACAGCAAGUACUUUCUUUAAAAGGUGAUUAAAAAAAAGUUAAAUUUUCAUAUAUUUUUUUAAAGUGUCUACUUAUUUUUUCCUUCAAAUUAAGAACAUCCUAUGAUAUUGUUUUAAUAAUUAAAAUUUUUUUAUGCAUAUAUUCUGGAUAUUUGUUUCAAUAUCACAUUAAACAAUACAAAUAUGAAGUAUUAGAAUGUACAGAAGUCUUAUUGGAAUCACAGCAGCUAUGCAGUUGGACAGCUCUUGGAGUUGGACUGAGAAAAAAACUGUUGGCAUUUUUAUACAAUCAAAAGUUUCAAAAGGUAAAUAUGCACAUGUUUUUACAAUAUUGCUUCAAUUAAAAAAAUAGUACUUUGUAGCCCCAACCACCAGUUAAAUUAUGUUGCUUAACUAUGUCAUGAAGAGUUUUAUCAGCUUUAAGCUGCUUUUUUUUUUUUUUUUUUUUUUUUUUAAA
Molecule: messenger RNA, 2641 nt
Organism: Bacillus rossius redtenbacheri
Lineage: Eukaryota; Metazoa; Arthropoda; Insecta; Phasmatodea; Bacillidae
Gene: mTerf3
Product: transcription termination factor 3, mitochondrial
Exons: 5
Coding region: 81-1211 (376 amino acids)
Biological process (GO): mitochondrial transcription; regulation of DNA-templated transcription; mitochondrial ribosome assembly
Cellular component (GO): mitochondrion
Molecular function (GO): double-stranded DNA binding
Source: RefSeq, a predicted model, not a curated record